UGGACACGCGAUACUGAGUUACUCGUAGUGUUCGGUGUGUGACCUCGAAGUGAGUGGAGCGAGCGGUGGGAACAGAAGAUAAUUGAAUUGGCUGCUGCUGGCUGUACCGUCCAUAGCUGAGAGAGACAGAGACGCGCACAGGCCUGACUGACAAAUGCCGACUAUUAAACUGCAGAGUUCCGAUGGGGAGAUAUUUGAGGUGGACGUGGAAAUCGCGAAACAAUCUGUAACGAUCAAGACCAUGUUGGAAGAUUUGGGAAUGGAUGAUGAAGGUGACGAUGACCCCGUUCCUCUUCCCAACGUUAAUGCAGCCAUUCUGAAAAAGGUGAUCCAGUGGUGCACCCACCACAAAGAUGACCCACCACCCCCAGAGGAUGAUGAGAACAAGGAGAAGAGAACAGAUGACAUCCCUGUGUGGGAUCAAGAAUUUCUCAAAGUGGACCAGGGAACACUCUUUGAACUCAUUCUGGCUGCCAACUACUUGGAUAUCAAGGGAUUGCUAGAUGUUACAUGCAAGACUGUUGCCAAUAUGAUCAAAGGAAAAACUCCAGAAGAAAUCAGGAAGACCUUUAAUAUCAAGAAUGAUUUCACAGAGGAGGAGGAAGCCCAGGUACGCAAGGAGAACCAGUGGUGUGAAGAAAAAUAAGCAAGAUUCUGCCAACACUAACGCACUGUAAGGAUUGUUCCAUAAUCUGGUUGCACUGCGCUGUUCAUACUUGUUAAUAUUAAAAUAGACAACUAGGAUGGCAGAUCCUUGUACUUGGCAUGAUCUUUUUUUUUUCCCCUUCCAUUUUUACAAGUACAUAUGAAGUUUUAAUUUCCUUUUUAGCAUAUUUUUGCUUCCAUGUCUGAAUUGCUUUAGGUUCAUUUUUUUUACUGGAAUUAUUGUAUUGAUUCAGAAUGAAUAGUUGUCGUUUAUUAAUUUACAGCUACACAUGCAGUUUCAUAAGUGCUGUGCUCCUUCAGAAAACUUUGAACAUGAGAAGCUUUAAGUUGCAUUGGUUUUGUGUAAAGGCUUUAGGUAGACUUUAGUGUGGGCAAAGAAGUAUUUGUAAACAAAGUUGUCACACAAUUAGUUUGCUUUGCAUUUCCUCAGUAUACAGGGAGUAGACAGCAUCUUCUGUUGUGCAGAACUCUCAGUAUGACAUUAGAAAUGCCAGCCGUGAUAUUCCAUAAAUAAAUAAAUGUAAAAAAAAAAAAAAA
Scleropages formosus (Asian bonytongue) is the source of this 1203-nucleotide messenger RNA. It is a transcript of the gene skp1, whose product is annotated as S-phase kinase-associated protein 1. Lineage: Eukaryota; Metazoa; Chordata; Actinopteri; Osteoglossiformes; Osteoglossidae. The record is from RefSeq and is a predicted model, not a curated record. Bases 155 to 646 code for a protein of 163 amino acids. Gene Ontology annotation, biological process: ubiquitin-dependent protein catabolic process. The transcript has 6 exons.